GAGCGCGAGGAUCCGGACAGCGAGAGUUGGGUGCCGGGACGCCGCUGCGACUCAAAGGGACUCGAAGAACCCGAGAAAUACUUGUUUUAAGCCGGAAUGACGCCCGAGAAGCGACCUGCCGAGGAGGAGGAGGAGCAGGAGCAAGCCAAGAAGCUGAAGGAGGACGAGGACGCCACGGCCUCGGCCUUGAAGGAGAGUGUGGAGGACGACACGAGCCAAGAUAGCGUGGCGUCGGACUCGGCCUCGGCCUCAGACCCCGAGAAGAAGAGACUAUCCCUACCAGAGGAACGUGGUACUCUUGUGUAUUUCGGGUGUGCACAAUGGGAAUUCAUCGGCAGACGCAACCUCAAGAGCAUUCCUUCAAUGAUCCACUAUGUGCCACGGCGCAUUGCAUCCCUAAAGGGUAUUCGCGUGGCUUUUGUGACAUCACACUGCUCGGCUGCCCACUCGAUCAUCUUGACGGAGGAAGGCAAAGUUAUGGCAGUUGGUCGCAACGAGAAGGGCCAACUGGGUGUGGGUGACACAGAAAACAGAACUGGCGUUGUAGCCAUGGACACAAUGUCAGAGUUCACAGUAGUGUCGGCUGCGGUGGGUCGCAACCACACGCUCCUCCUUACUGACCGUGGUAGUGUGUUUGCCUGUGGAGAUAAUAAAUCAGGCCAGUGUGGCACAGGCACCACCACAGCUGUCAUACACACUCCCUGCAGGAUUGACUUCAAGGAGUCCAAGGUCCAGAAGGUCGCUUGUGGUGCAGAAUUCAGCAUGAUUGUUGACAGGAAAGGCUACUUGUAUUCCUUUGGGUUACCAGAGUAUGGGCAGUUGGGGCACAACACUGAUGGUAAAUUCUUUAUUACCAGCAACAAGUUAUCUUACCAACAUGAGCGAUCGCCCAGAAGAGUUCCCAUCUUUGUGGAACGCAGCAAGGACGGGCAUCCCACUCCUGUCACCGAUGUCCAGAUUGUGGACAUUGCAUGUGGAAGCAACCACACUGUUGCCCUUGAUGCCAAGAAGAGAGCCUUCUCAUGGGGCUUUGGAGGCUAUGGUCGGCUUGGCCAUGCCGAGCCCAAGGACGAGUAUAUCCCCAGGCUGAUCAAGUUCUUCGAUGGCCACAACCGCGGGGUUGAGAAGGUCUAUUGUGGCUCCACCUUCACCAUAGCUGUCAGUGUGAUGGGCAUCUUCCUCUGGGGUCAGACCAAGCGUACCGGGGAGGCCAACAUGUACCCUAAGCCCCUGCAAGACCUCUGCGGUUGGGAUGUGCGCUCUGUCGGCUGCUCCAUCACCUCCAUUGUGGUUGCUGCUGAUGAGAGUGUCAUAGCUUGGGGUCCCUCACCCACCUAUGGAGAGCUGGGUCUUGGCGAGAAUGUGAAGUCAAGCACACAGCCCAAGGAGGUGAAGUCCCUGGAGGGAGCCCACGUCAGCCAGGUGUCCUGCGGGAUGGGCCACACCAUUAUGGUGGUGCGGGACGAGACCGAUAAGGACAAGGAGAUCUUGGAGAAGUUGAAAGAGAUUCCCCUUUAAGGAGGAAUUGUUUUUGGUCUUUUUUUUUUAAUUAUUAUUAUCUUUUGUUUUACAUUUUUCUUUUCUUUCUCGUUUUUAAGAAUUAGAAAGAUACUCCAGAAGGACCACUGUUGCAAACAUGUAUAUACGUACAAGUACGCAUAUAUAUCUAUAUAUCAGCCAGGUAUCAACCUAUUUUGUAUUUUGUUUCUUUUGAGAUAUAUGUAGAAAGUAUUACAAAGAAAAUAAUAAUGAUUAAAAAAAAGACAACAGUGUAAAACACAGUUGUUGGUACAAACAUAAAAGGAGAGGCAACAUGGCAGUUUUGUAAAUGAGGAAGGUAAUGAGUUGGCUAAGGGAGAGUGGUGAGAACUGGCCUCAGCUUGUGGUGCCAGUGACUCGACCAUUGGCCUGGGAGUCCAUCUCUCCCUGGGAUGCGGCAUUGAGUCGUUUCAGAACAGUCCCCCGAGUAGUUUUGGGUAGCUAACCCUUCUACCUCAUGCUAGGCUGAGGUUUUUACAGUAGAGUUAGGUUGCAUUCUGUCAUUUACAUCUAUAUAUACAUAUAUUGAUAAGGAAGACAGUACCUUGCUAUUCCACAGGUGGCUGAUGGAUUUUAUUGCUUUCCAUUUACAUACAUCAUAUGUUUUUUCUUAUCUUUUUAAAUUUUGUCUUGAGCAGGAUCUCUUAUUUAUUAAUUAUUAGCUAUUUGUAAGUUUAUUUUUCUGCAAAGUUCAGCAUCAUUUCUGCAAAUCUGUGUGUAUUUGAGAGGUGUAAGGAACCCGGAGGUACUUGGUUCGGUGUUGUGAGAUGUGGACUGGGAUACCCUAGUUCAAACCAUGUGGAAUAGCCAGAGCAACUUGCGCAGUGACCUGCUUGAAGUUGUCAAAAGUCAUUUGUUCGCAGGUAGGAGACGGAAUAGGUGCGUCUCGGUUUGCCUUUCCUCCGUUCAUUUGUUCUCUUGACAGUGGAAGCCAAUAGCUUUGAGAUUAGAGCAGAGAUUGACAGUUAGUUUUUUUUUUUUUUUUUUCUUUCUUUCUUUUUUUCUUCUUUCUUUCUUUAUUAUUUAACUAACAUUUAUUUGUGUACCAUUAAGAUAUUUCAUAUUUUUUAAGAAUACUUUUCUUUUCUACAUGUAGGUGUUCAAUACCCUCUCUUUUCUUUUCUUUUAUGUGUCAUUUUGGUCGCAGAUCUUCCAUUGAUUUCCCCAUGUUCCUCUUGAUCUGUCAAAUGCCUUCAGUAUUUAUGGCUAUGAAAGAUUAAGCCAUUAUCAAAAACACAAUAUUCUGGUCACAAAGAUGAUAUUCCUAAUAUCCCAUGUGGACAGCGAGCAAAACUUUUUUCCCCCCCUCACGCAUUUCAACAUGUCCAAUGUAAUCUACAGAAAGGGCUUUGGGUCCGUCAUGACCCCUGUUCCCUCUCGUGAGCAUGUCCUUCUUAGACGACUAUCUCUACUGUUAAACACAAGAUGCGUCAGGAGAGGGAAGCAAAAAAAAAAUAUUCUCUUUUUUUAUGCAACAGCUCGCGUUCUCCUGAUGGUGCUUACCUCAUUUUUCUUCUCAUCUUAACUUCUCUUUUUUUAUAUAUACAUAUAAAUUUUUGUAAACAUUCUGAGAUAAAGAUAGAAAAUAAAAGAUACACUGAUGCAACUUGGCAAUUGUUUAGGGAAUAAUUAAUAGCGAGUAAAUACACAUCUUUUCUCUUUAUAAAAUAUGCAUCAAGUGGAUUUUUGUAGUUUUACACUGGGAAGAGAGGAUGGUGGAAGGAGAAUCUGGCUGUAUUUAUCAUUGGACCUCGAAAAAAAAACACAUUCCAUGGAUAAAAAAUGUUUUACACCUCAUCUGAUUGAGUGGUCAGCUUUCUGCAUUGAAAUACCAAGGUUGUGAUGAAUUAAGAAAUGAUUGAAAUUUUUUAAAAGAUACUAAUGAUAAUCCCAAAAUUUGGAAGUUGCUUUUUCAGCCCUAUUUAUACCUAGAAAAGCCACACCAGUCAAAUGAGGUUCUUGUCAGUACUGAGUAACAUUCAGUUAAGCAAGAGACUUCCAACUAAAAAAAGAGAAAUAGUUUUAAGAAAGAAAAAUCAUGCCACUUGGGCAAAAAGCAAGUCUAGCAAGCCACUUGAGCCACUAGCUUAAGCUGCAAUGAGGGAAUUUUUCCAUUUUUUUGGACUCAGGAAUGUUGUGCAAAUACCUGCUAGUUAAGCCAGAACUUCUUGCGUACCUGACCAUUAACACUUAAGUUCUUGACUCAUUUUAGAGAGAGAGAAUGAGAAUUUAAAAUAGUAUAAAAGACAGAAUAAUGAUGUUAACAAUGACAUUGAUAAACCCAACAUCCUCCUGACCCAAAAAAUUGUCCAAAAGAUUACUAACAGUUUCCUUUCACAACAAUCAAAGACAACACACACUGCCACGAACCAGCACUACUGGGAGUUUCAUUGCAUCGUGCUCUGUUGAUCUUAUUGAAUCGAUGGGAGAGAGAAGCAACACACCAACAAACCUUCCAGCUUUUUCUACCAGUAUUACCUAACUAUAUCAAGCAUUGAAGUUUUUGUAACCAUUUUCCAGAACCUGUUUUCAUCACUUGCAUAUUGUGAAACACCAGAGCUAGUAGUUGACCUGCCAAGCAUUUCAUCAUCAUCAGAGAGAGAGAGAGAAAAAAAGAAGAAACAAAUAUUUUGUUUUUUAACACAUGUAUUUUAGACUUUAUGAUUGCCAUUGGUAGAGGAGACUGCUCUUUGCAUGAAACAUCAGCUACGUGAUGUUUGGACAGGGGAGAGAUGUACAAAUAUUACUCGGAACCUUGUUGAUCCUGAAUAGGGUAGAUUAUCCAGGCAAGGUUCCUUUUCUACAAGCUUUAGAAUGUUGUAAGAUACUGUAUUCAAAAAGGAGCAACAAAGCAGUAAUUGCUGCCAUACCUAUUAUCAAGCCUUUAAGUUUUUAUUUAUUUGUUUUGUUUUAUUUUUUUAUUUGUCUAUUUUCUAACCCCCCCCCCCCCCCCCCAGUUGAUCCCUCUGGAUAAAACAGCUUUCAGUAAAUUGAUUAGCAUUCUUGACUUUUCACAAUGAGACUCUAAAUGUUUCACAUUUUCCCGGUAAUUUAGAUCUUGUGAUAGUCUGUGAGGGCCAAAAACUAUACCUGCUCAUAUAUGUAAAGAAUGAUAAAUGUGUAGUCAAGUUUUUAUGUGGUUAUGUAGGGAUUCUAAACUUUUUCAGAUUUAAUUGUAAUAUUUGAAAAGUAAUUUAUAAAAAGAAAAAAUCUGCAAUCUUUAUCUCUUUAAUGAUGAGACAGUAUUACAAGAAAAGAAAUGCUGCUUUUGACAAAGGCAUGCAUACAUAGGUAUGUUGCUCUGUUACUUGAUGUAACUUUUCUGGUUUUACACACAAGAAUUUUCUGAAGGCGACUCUUCAAUUUAGCUCAGGACAAUGAACCAACAAGAGAGAGUGUGUGCCUCCUUAGUUUAAGUGGUUUUCAUGUUUUUCUUUUUUCUUUUUGUUUUAAUUUUAUUUAUUUAUUUUUUUCUUUCUUUUUUUUGCUAAUAACUAGACAACAGAGCCAUCUUUCACAGCAAUUCUACUUUCUCUCUUCAUUUUUUAUUUAUUUAUUUAACUUUUGUAUCCUUUUUUUAAGUAGUUCAAAGGCUAUACAGAGGUAUGUGUAUGUAUGUGCGCGUGUGUUGGUGUGCACAUUGUGUGAUUAAAGAGGUAAGCUUAAAUGUGACCAAUUUUCUUGUCUGUAGGCAUACUAUGUUGAAGGAAUGCUGGUUUACAUAACUGUGUUUGAAUUAGGACAUUUAACAUUAUUGAACCUAUUUUUGAACGGGUAUGUGAGGCUUAAUAACUUAAUAAAUAAAUAAAAAAAAUGAUGCAGUAAAAAAAACAAACAAAAAAAACUGUAGUAUAGUUUAAACAGCUUUGUGAACAAAUAGAAUAUUAACUCUUUGUCAUAAUUUUACAGGGUUGACCAAACAGUCUUCAGUGUACGGCUAGGCUUUUUAAGGGGGUUGAGCAAAUAGCAUUGCUCUGAGCUAGAUCACUCUGGAAUGUUCUAGAAGAUUGUACUGGUGAGAGGUCCCAUCCUAAACCUUCUUCAGAGGACUUCCAUCAUUGUCUAUGUUACAUCCACUUUGGUAUAACUCAUGCAACCUAGUUUAAAGGAAUGAAAAUUACUUGAAUAUUAAUUCAAAGAAAAAAAAAAAAAAAUCCAAAAAAAGGUAAUAAUCCUCAAUGAUACACAUGUCUGGAAGACAUAUUGUGUUCCCAGCAAUAUAUAUAUAUUGUUCCAGUGACCUCAAAAUAAUUCAUGCCUUAAUUUGGAUUUUUCUGGUGAUUUUUCAAAGCUAAAGUAUACCUUGGCAUUUUGUAUUUUACUUUCUUUUUUAAGAGAAGUUAACUUACCCUUUUCUGUUCAAUUAGAGAAAAAAAACAACAGUUUGGUUAAGAGAACAGAUUACACUAAGUGGUAAACAUUCCACGAAAAAAAAAAAAACUUUCUUUAGAAUUACCUUGAUUUUUUUUUUUUUUCUAAUUCUAAUUAACAGGAUUUGAUCUCUACAAGAAGGACGAUUCUCAUUUCAAUUGUUUGUUCGUUUGUGUAAUGACAUGACAUGAAGUAUGAACUCAUUUCUAGUUAGAGCUAAGAGCAGAUUUAGCGCAUAACUAGUCUAGGUUUAGGUUUAACUGUAUAGAAUGUGCAUGUACAAUUUUUAUUAGCCAUUUCUUGAAGAUAUUAGAGUAGUAAGAUCAGUUUUUACAGCCUGUUUAUUUUUAUACCAUGUACGGUGCAACUCACGGACACUCCAUCAGUAUUACAGGAAUGAUUUUUGGCAUUGUAUCAAACUGUAUAUUUUUGCAGUACCUCAUGUUCAGAGUUAAUUAAAUUAUGGGCAGGUUUUGCACCAAAUUAUUAAAUUUGUAUCUAUUAGACUUAGUGUAUUAAUGGUUUAAGAUACUCAUUUUUUGUCUUUUUUUAAGAGUCAUGUUAAAAUAAACUUAAUAUUAUUGGAAUAUGGCUAUUGCCAACAUAAUAAAGUUGGGGCUGCAUAAGCAUCAUAAUCUUGAA
Molecule: messenger RNA, 6552 nt
Organism: Penaeus indicus
Lineage: Eukaryota; Metazoa; Arthropoda; Malacostraca; Decapoda; Penaeidae
Product: protein RCC2-like
Exons: 6
Coding region: 97-1518 (473 amino acids)
Biological process (GO): negative regulation of GTPase activity
Cellular component (GO): membrane
Molecular function (GO): small GTPase binding
Source: RefSeq, a predicted model, not a curated record